UCUACCUACCUAGCCUAAGAUGGCAAUUAAGACUAAAGCAUCAUUGCUUUCAUCUAUUCUUCUAUUGCUUGCAAAUUGUAUGCAACAUUGUGUCAAUGGACAGCAAGUGCCCUGCUUUUUUGUCUUUGGGGACUCUUUAUGUGACAAUGGAAAUAACAACAACCUUCCAACAGCUGCAAAAAGCAAUUACAAUCCAUAUGGCAUCGACUUCCCAGGAGGCGCUUCUGGACGAUUUACCAAUGGACAAAACCUAAUUGACUACCUUGCCCAACUUCUUGAAUUUCCAGAAUAUAUCCCUCCCUUUGCAAACACUAAUGGCUCAGACAUACUUAAGGGUGUGAAUUAUGCAUCCGGAGCGGCUGGGAUUCUCUUUGAAACCGGAAAGCGUCUUGGUGACAAUAUCCAUUUGGAAAAACAGCUGGAAAAUCACAGAGCCAUAUAUUUGAAAAUCGCCAGGCAACGUGGAGGUUUAAAGAACGCUAAAGAGUACCUUAACCAGUGUUUGUAUUACGUGAACAUAGGCAGCAACGAUUACAUAAACAAUUUCUUUCUUCCCGAGCAAUACCCUUCAAGCAGAAUCUAUAACCUUGAGCGAUAUACCAACCUUCUUAUAAGCAAGUUAUCCCAAUAUUUGGAGGAACUGCAUGAGAGAGGAGCAAGAAAAGUGGCGGUAGCCGAGUUGGGUUCUCUAGGCUGCACUCCACAAGCCAUAUCUACACGUGGAACCAAUGGAAAUUGUGUUGCUGAGUUCAAUGAUGCUGCCGAGCUCUUCAACAACAAGCUCAGUUCUGCAGUGAACGCAUUGAAUAACAAGUUCCCUGAUUCCAAGUUCAUCGUCAUAAACAGCUCAAGCGGCCCCGUUGACCAAUUUGGUAUCACUGUUGUGAAUGCUCCUUGCUGCCCUACGAGAGGCGAUGGACAGUGUGUUGUUAAUGGAACACCAUGCCCCAAUAGAAACCAGUAUUUGUUCUACGAUGGAUACCAUAUCACUCAGCUCGUCCACCAACUCUUUGCAUUCGAUACAUACAACCAAAUCCAGCCUCUUCUUCACCACUGAACUAAUCAUCCACUUCAAACAACACAUGGAUGCUUCUAUCUCUUCAAUAAAUAUACUGUAAUUUUAAUAAAAAAUUAUUAAAAUAGACAGGUCGUUCGUAAAAUAUAAUUUCAGGAUAAAAAAAGUGACCUUGUCAUGUACUACUUUACCUUUAUUAAUAUACUUUUUAAAAAAAUAGUAAAAAAAGUGAUGCAUAUUACUCGCACAAUUUCUCUUUUAUUUUAUUAUAAAUUUUUUCUGUUUUCACUAUUGGAGCUCUAUUAAGGAAGUUAAAAGAAGCUAGGUCACGCAUUAAGGAAGCUGGUUUGAAAAUUGGAAACGGAGAAUGAGGUUGAAAUGCUUUUGAGUUUCAAAAGGAAUUGC
Vigna radiata var. radiata (mung bean) is the source of this 1420-nucleotide messenger RNA. Its product is annotated as GDSL esterase/lipase At1g29670. Gene Ontology annotation, molecular function: hydrolase activity, acting on ester bonds. The record is from RefSeq and is a predicted model, not a curated record. The transcript is spliced from 5 exons. NCBI's taxonomy places the organism in Eukaryota, Viridiplantae, Streptophyta, Magnoliopsida, Fabales, Fabaceae. The coding region runs from base 20 to 1057 and encodes 345 amino acids.